Messenger RNA from Entelurus aequoreus (snake pipefish), 4815 nucleotides. RefSeq lists its product as uncharacterized. Gene Ontology annotation, molecular function: aspartic-type endopeptidase activity; nucleic acid binding; zinc ion binding. The record is from RefSeq and is a predicted model, not a curated record. The coding region runs from base 270 to 4277 and encodes 1335 amino acids. Gene Ontology annotation, biological process: DNA integration; proteolysis. Lineage: Eukaryota; Metazoa; Chordata; Actinopteri; Syngnathiformes; Syngnathidae. The transcript has a single exon.
CAAUAAAGCUGUCUAACGUCUACACCAGCUCCCGACUCGGCUCUCGUGAUUACAUAGAUAAGGUGAAAUAGGAGGAUGACUGUUAGUGUUACAUACUAACAGUCAGUAUACAAUAAUUGGCGACGAGCACGGAUGCGCCUGCCGACGGAUUAAGAGGCGGGUGGCGGCGAAUCCGCGGAGUUCAUCGACGGCUAGCGUUAGCUUAGCUUUGUUAGCAUUAGCUCCGCAUAGCAGCGGGGGUACGACUCACGUCGGGACGACCUGCGAGCAUGGCGGGCAUCCUGGGACAGAUGGACGCCUUUGAUGAGUCGACGGAGCAGUGGUCGACAUACGUGGAGAGGUUUGAGCACUUCGUGGCAGCAAAUGGACUGAAUGAGGGGAGGAAGCUGCCGGUGUUUUUCAGCGUGAUGGGACCGGCGACGUACGGUCUACUGCGCAGCCUCAUCGCCCCAGAGAAGCCGGGCACGAAAACGUAUGAUGAGGUAGUGACAUUGUUGCAAGCACAUUUCUCCCCAAAGCCCAUAGUGAUAGCGGAGAGAUAUAGAUUUCAUAAGAGAGAUCAGGGGGAGGGGGAAACUAUUACACAGUAUGUAACAGAUCUAAAAAAAUUAUCAGAGCACUGUGAAUUUGGAGCUUACCUGCAGGAUGCACUAAGAGACAGGUUAGUGUGUGGGUUGAACAGUGAGUCGAUUAAAAAGAGGCUGUUAACAGAGAAGGAUUUAACAUACCAAAGAGCAGUUGAACUAGCAGUUUCAAUAGAAACAGUGGCACGUGAAUCUCAACAGCUCAGUAGCUCACAGAAGGUGAACGCUGUCUCUCUCUCCUUGCCACCGGGCCGUAAAUGCACUCGUUGUGGUAGAGUAAAUCACAAAAUGGAGGAAUGUUUUUACAAGGACCAGUCCUGCCACAAUUGUGGAAAAAGGGGGCACAUAGCUCGUAUGUGCAGGGAGGAUAAAGGGGGACCGAAGACAACACAUUUUUUUGGGGUUAAAAAGGGACAGAAAAUGAAAGGAAAAUUCAAAAAGAGGGCCGAUCAGGUAGAGGCGGAGACUAAGCCCAGCGACCCAGAGACAACAGAUUCAGAUGGGGUGGGAGGCUUACAUGUAGUGGAGGUAGAAAAAAACGUUAAACAUGAUAGCGCUGCGUCAGCGAUUAUCUGGGUUAGACCCAAAGUGGAGGGACAAACUAUAGAAAUGGAGUUAGACACAGGUGCGGCAGUGUCGAUCAUUUCAGAAAAAGUAUACAAUGCUAAAUUUAGCCAGUUACGCCUCCGUACCACCAACCUACUGUUGAGAUCGUAUACAGGGCAGGUUAUGACACCCUUGGGGGUAAUAAAAGUAGACGUGCGUCUCAACAAACAACGGGCACGUCUCCCCCUGUAUGUGGUUAAGGGUGACGCUCUCUCUCUUUUUGGACGAGAAUGGUUGCGAAAAGUAAAGUUAGAUUGGACAAUGAUUAAAACUAUUCGAGCUACACAUCCCAUACAGGAAGACCGCACAAUGGCGACAGUACUAGACAGCCAUGCCAGGGUGUUCCAAGAAGGUCUAGGUACACUAAAGGGCUUUGAGGUGGCGUUAACCCUCAAGCCGGUGCAUCAACCGAAGUUCUUCCAAGCACGGGCGGUGCCGUAUGCACUUCGGCCGAAGGUGGAGGAGGAAUUAGAGCGUUUGGAACAGGGGGGCGUACUGUCUCCAGUACAGUUUAGUGAAUGGGCUACUCCAAUUGUACCCAUUUUAAAAAAAAAUGGGAAAGUACGUAUAUGCGGAGAUUUUAAAGUGACCUUAAAUCCCGCGCUUUGUGCUGAACACUACCCCAUUCCGAGGAUAGAAGAUCUUUUCGCAUCGCUAGCAGGGGGGCAGCGUUUCAGCAAAUUAGAUCUGGCGAACGCAUAUUUACAGGUGCCGGUUCAGGAAAACUCCCGUAAAUAUCUGACCAUUACCACGCAGAAGGGAAUGUUUUGCUAUAACCGUCUUCCCUUCGGGAUCACCUCUGCGCCGUCAAUCUUUCAGCGAGUCAUGGACCAAGUGUUGCAGGGCCUCCCCAACGUCCGUUGUUUCCUGGACGACAUUUUGGUGACUGGGGAGAACGAUGCAGAUCACCUAAAAAACUUAGAUGCAGUGUUGGGCCGAUUGGGAAAAUUCGGUUUGCGAGUACAGAAGGAGAAAUGUGAAUUCUUCAAGAGUUCAUUAGAAUAUUUGGGGCAUGUCAUUGAUAAAAAAGGGCUACAUAAGUCCCCAGAGAAGCUUAAGGCCAUAGCGGAGGCCCCAGCCCCCAUUAAUGUGAGUCAGCUCCGUUCUUUUUUGGGCCUGAUAAACUAUUAUGGGCGUUUUGUUAAAAACAUGGCAACCAUGCUCAGCCCGUUACAUGAGCUGUUGCACACCGGAGUGGCAUGGAAGUGGUCACCAGAGUGCGAGAAAGCCUUUAAGGCAGCAAAAGACCAUUUGCAAUCAGAACAGGUGCUAACGCAUUAUGACCCCAGGUUGCCCCUGCGGAUAGCGUGUGACGCGUCGCCGUAUGGGGUGGGCGCGGUACUUUCGCACGUGAUGCCCGGUGGUGAGGAGAGACCCAUAGCCUUUGCCUCUAGGACACUGAGCAAGGCAGAGCAAAAUUAUGCUCAGAUUGAAAGGGAGGCGCUGGGAAUUAUUUUUGGGAUACGUAAAUUCCACGCCUAUUUGUACGGGUGCCAUUUUACACUACUCACAGAUCACAGACCGCUGACAAGUAUAUUGAGUCCCAGUAAGGCGACGCCACCUAUGGCGGCCGCACGACUGCAGCGGUGGGCGUUAGUGUUAGCGGCACACAACUACACAAUCCAAUACAGGAAAGCAGCAGAUCAUGGGAAUGCAGAUGGUCUCUCACGGUUGCCACUGCAGGUAGCGCAUGGGGAAAAGCCAGACGCAGUAGAUAGGGUGACAGUACAUCACCUUGAGACACUCCCAGUGGACAGUGAAGAUAUUAGGAAGGGAACUAAAUAUGACCCAGUGCUCUCUAGGGUAGUAGAUAUGGUAGUUUCAGGCCAGUUUGUUGGAACAGUUGGGCAGAAUGACGCGUUGGCACCCUUCUACAUGCGACGAGACGAACUGACGGUGAUCCAGGGGUGUUUGCUAUGGGGCAGUAGAGUGGUGGUGCCUCCAGCGUUGAGACCGCAGCUUCUGAAGGAACUACAUGCCGGGCACCCAGGCAUGGUCAAGAUGAAGGCCAUUGCACGGAGCCAUGUCUGGUGGCCGGGGUUAGACGCCCAGAUUGAACAGCAGGCCAGGACAUGCUCUACGUGUCAACGGAACCAAAAGAACCCGGCGCUCUCCCCACUACACACCUGGCCGUGGCCGGGAUCUCCAUGGCAACGGAUCCAUGUGGACUUUGCGGGGCCGUUCGAAGGACACAUGUUCUUGGUGGUGGUAGAUGCGUACUCUAAGUGGCCGGAAGUACAGGUGAUGAAAACAACGACGACGGAGAAGACUGUACAGGCCCUGAGGAGUAUGUUUGCCCGCAACGGAGUACCAGAGACACUGGUUAGUGACAAUGGGCCACAAUUCACAGCGGCAGAGUUCGGGGCAUUUCUCCGGGCAAACGGAGUGAAGCACAAAAGGUCAGCGCCGUUUCACCCCGCCACGAACGGUCAAGCAGAGCGUUUUGUGCAGACGCUGAAGCGUUCAUUGAAAGCGUCUAGGGGAACAUUUACGCUGCAACAUCGAGUGGAGGCAUUUUUACUCAGCUACAGGAAUGCGCCUCACAUGACGACGAGUGAGUCUCCGGCUAUGCUCUUCCUGCGCCGUCGGCUCCGCUCUCGCUUGGACCUUGUGAAGCCGAACGUGUCGGCUACGGUGGAGCUGGCGCAGGAGGGCCAACGAGAACGCAGAGAUCUGGUGGCUAAGGACAGACGGUUUGCAGUGGGGGAGGCCGUGCUGGUGCGUGAUUAUCGACGGGGGGAGGAGAAGUGGAUGCCUGGACUGGUGGCAUCACAAGAGGGACCGGUAUCCUACUCCGUGGAUGUGGGGGCAGGCGCACUCUGGAGACGUCACACAGAGCAGAUGAGAGCCGGUGACCGUGCGCUUUUGGUUCCCACUGGUCCAGAGCAACCAGCGGUGCCGAGUGAACUGACAAUUGGGGCCCAGCCGGUUGCUCCCCCCCCUUCUCCGGCAAGAGGGGAUGCUCUGGGAACCGGGACAGUCGCCCCCGAGCCAGGAGGGUCACCCAGACGGAGAGCGGAUGUUGGCGCGCCAGGCCGGAGGUAUCCACUCCGGGUUACCAGAGCUCCAGACCGCCUUAAUCUCUGAACUGGGGGCGUGGGUUGUUAGAGAGUCAUGUCACGUUUUGGGGCAGAAUAAUCCCCGUUGACUGACUCCGAGGUUCGGGGGUAGUCUACCCCCCGGCCUCAGUAAGCAUGUAUGUGUUUAAGUUUGAGUUCCCUAUUUACAAUAGCCCCCUAAGUGGGUAUUUCAAUGUAUUUUAUGGUUACACCGCCGAUUCGCACAAAGCAUCAUUUUGCACAUAACACACGUUCUAAGUGCUUAUGGCCUAGUCUGUUUUUAUAGGCUGGGGUUAAUAGGGGUGGUUUUAGGUGGGUGCGAAUCUGAAUAAGUGGGGAGGGAUGUUGUGUAUUGAGCUGUAUGUUUUGUCUGCAUGGUUACACCCAGUGACCACCAGGGGGAGUGCCAGGUGGGUUCAUAUAUGUUGGGUUGAACUUCCGUUCGCCGUGUGACAAUAAAGCUGUCUAACGUCUACACCAGCUCCCGACUCGGCUCUCGUGAUUACAUAGAUAAGGUGAAAUAGGAGGAUGACUGUUAGUGUUACAUACUAACAGUCAGUAUACAA